Dufourea novaeangliae is the source of this 783-nucleotide messenger RNA. Its product is annotated as enoyl-CoA delta isomerase 3, peroxisomal. The coding region runs from base 1 to 783 and encodes 260 amino acids. NCBI's taxonomy places the organism in Eukaryota, Metazoa, Arthropoda, Insecta, Hymenoptera, Halictidae. The record is from RefSeq and is a predicted model, not a curated record. The transcript is spliced from 6 exons.
AUGGCAAAUAAAAAUACAUCCGAUGUCUUGCAUUCCGUAGAAAAUGGAAUUUUGAAAAUUGUAUUAAAUAGACCAACAAAAAAAAAUGCCAUCAGUGCUUCUAUGUACAAAAUAGUGAUGCAUCUCUUAUAUGACUCUGUACAUGAUAGUAAUAUACAUGCAGUUGUUUUAACUGGAUCCGGAAACUAUUUUAGUAGUGGAAAUGACUUUUUGUCAUUUAUGACGAAUGGAGAUGAAGACACUCCUAAUAUCGAAAACUCAGUUGCUAUUUAUAAAAAUUUUGUAGAUACUUUAAUUACAUAUCCCAAGCUUUUAAUAGCUAUUGUAAAUGGUCCUGCAAUUGGAAUUGCAGUAACUAUACUACCAUUGUUUGAUAUGGUAUAUGCAUCAGAUAUGGCUUCCUUUCACACACCAUUUACUAAAUUGAGUCUUGUUGCCGAAGGAUGUUCUACCUACACAUUCCCUAAAAUACUGGGACAAUCUAAGGCUGGUGAUAUGUUGUAUUUAGGCUAUAAAAUGAAUGCUUUAGAAGCUAAGCUAUAUGGCUUUGUUAGUGAAGUAUAUAAACAUGAACACUUAAAUGAUGUAUGGUCAUAUCUGAACAAAUUAUCUACACUUUCAGCAGAGUCAAUAUUGGCCAUUAAACGUCUAGUAAAAAGAUGGAAUGAGAGGCUCUUAUUGGAAGUUAAUGAACAAGAGUCGAUUGAACUCAUAACAAGUGUAAAAUCACCUGACUUCGUGCAGAAAUUUAUGAGUACAAUGUCAAGUAGAAGUAAAAUUUAA